AUGGACAUUCCACAGCUUCCUGUUUUAUCUCAGAAGAGCCCAUGUUGUCCCAAUACAGAAGAGCCCAAGGCUGUUCCACUGUCUACAGCGAAUGUAGCAACAACUCUGGCCCCAGCUGACCAGCUAUGGAGCACCAGCAGAGACAAGGCAGUCAGGCUGAGGAUGGAGGGCUCAGGUUCGGCCUCAAGCACUCCCAUCACCAUCCAUCAGAUGUUCCUGGAGACGGUGGAAAGCUACGGGGAUCACUCAGCCUUGGUUUAUAAAAAAGAGGGCCAGUGGGUGACCAUUACAUGGAGGCAAUACUACGAGCAGUGCCGGGCAGCUGCCAAAAGUUUCCUCAAGUUGGGGCUGGAGCGCUACCAUGGUGUGGGAAUUCUGGGAUUCAACUCCCCUGAGUGGUUCAUCUCGGACGUUGGCUGCAUCUUUGCCGGGGGUCUAGUUAAAGAUCAACUACCUCAUCUGAAAGCCAUCGUUCAGUAUAAAGGCGAGCUGCAGCAGAAAGCACCUUUCCUGUAUACAUGGGCAGAGUUCAUGAAGCUGGGAGAGGACUUGCCCGAGGAACAGCUGAAUGCCAUGAUUGAGAGUCUUCGGGCCAACGAGUGCUGUACUCUCAUCUAUACCUCUGGAACCACGGGCAACCCUAAAGGAGUCAUGUUGAGCCAUGACAAUCUGACGUGGACAGCCAAUGCUGCACUUUCCAUGGCAAAUAUUAACCGUGCUGAGGAGGUGGUGGUCAGUUACCUGCCACUCAGCCACGUGGCAGCCCAGAUGUUUGACAUGUGGAUGUCUAUUAGUGUUGCCAUGACCACCUACUUUGCAGAGCCUGACGCCCUCAAGGGCUCCUUAGUAAACACACUGAAAGAGGCUCGUCCAACUUGUUUCCUGGGGGUUCCUCGUGUGUGGGAGAAGAUGCAGGAGAAGAUGAAAGCUGUUGGUGCCAAGGCGUCCCCAAUGAGGAAGAGGUUGGCAGACUGGGUCAAGUCCAUAGGUCUGCAGUACAACUACAGUGUCAUGAACGGGUGA
Messenger RNA from Morone saxatilis (striped sea-bass), 1023 nucleotides. RefSeq names its product long-chain-fatty-acid--CoA ligase ACSBG2-like. Bases 1 to 1023 code for a protein of 340 amino acids. The transcript has 8 exons. The record is from RefSeq and is a predicted model, not a curated record. NCBI's taxonomy places the organism in Eukaryota, Metazoa, Chordata, Actinopteri, Moronidae. Gene Ontology annotation, molecular function: long-chain fatty acid-CoA ligase activity. Gene Ontology annotation, cellular component: endoplasmic reticulum; membrane.